Messenger RNA from Yamadazyma jaroonii, 1275 nucleotides. The record is from the annotation of a GenBank genome assembly. NCBI's taxonomy places the organism in Eukaryota, Fungi, Ascomycota, Pichiomycetes, Serinales, Debaryomycetaceae.
AUGUAUACAUCACCACCAAUUGUCAUUGAUAAUGGUAGUGAUACUACCAAAGCUGGGUUUGCAUCAGAAGAUUUACCUUCAUUAGUUUUCAACACCAACUAUUCUGUCGGUGCUGAUGGAAAAGUCAUUGUUGGGGAUGAAGAAAUCGAUGCCCAUCCUGAGAAUGAAGUUAUGACAUUAAUGGAUAAUGGAUUAAUCUAUGAUUUCGAUAACAUUAUCCAUAACUGGAGAUAUGUUUAUGAUAACUUAAACAAUGGUUACAGUAUUGAUCCAAAGGAUUAUCCAUUAACUAUGACCGAACAAUCAUGGAACACUAAACAGAAUAAAAUCAAACAAACACAAAUUGUUUUUGAAGAAUUAGAAGUACCAAUAUUCUCCUUAGUUAAGAAACCUUUAUGUCAAUUAUAUCAUAUGGGAAGAAGUAAUGGUUUGGUGGUUGACAUUGGUUCAAGUACAGUAAGUGUUACCCCAGUAUUAGAUGGAAUAAUUCAAAGUAAAUUCACCAGUUAUUCUAAAUUUGGUGGAGAUUAUAUUGAUGCCAAUAUUUUAAACUAUAUGAAUUCUACUGUAGAUUUAAGUACUGUGGUUGAUCAAGGUACUGAAUCAUAUAAGAAUUAUCAAUUAUCAAAGAAAAUUAUCAAAGAAUUUAAGAUUUCCAUGUUAAAUAUAGCAGAAGAUCCAAUAAAUUUAUCAUUACCUUUAGAACAACAAUUUCAAUUUACCUUAAAGAAUUUCCAAUUACCUAAUAAACAAUAUGUACCAAUAAAACAACAUCAAUUAGAAAUAUUAGAAUAUUUAUUCCAACCAAAUUUUUCCAAAUUAUCACCUCAACCACCAUCAAUUGAAAAACCUAAUAGUAAUGGAUUAUCACAUUUUAUCAUUUCAACAUUGAAGAAUUUAGAAAGUCAUUUAAUUUCUGAAGAUCCAAAUAAUACUAAUAAAACCAAUGAAAUUUUAAGAACUUAUGUUUCCAACUUAUUAAUUACUGGUAAUGUUUCAUUAUUAUCAGGAUUAACUACCAGAUUGACUAAAGAUUUAUCAUCAUUAAGUUAUAGAAUUUUACCAUCAAUAAGACCUUUCAUUAAUCCAUUAAAUAAUUUCCAAGUUAAUGAUGUUAAUGAAAUUUGGGAUAAGAAAUUUAAUACUUGGUUAGGAGCUAGUAACUUAUCGUUGAUGAUUAAUGAUAGUAAAUCAGUUGCAAUGGAUAAUUGGUUUGUUACUAAGGAAGAUUAUAAGGAGUUCGGAGAGGACUAUAUUUACGAGAAGUUUAAGUAG